Mesorhabditis spiculigera is the source of this 1539-nucleotide messenger RNA. The record is from the annotation of a GenBank genome assembly. NCBI's taxonomy places the organism in Eukaryota, Metazoa, Nematoda, Chromadorea, Rhabditida, Rhabditidae.
AUGCGAAAAUCGGUGUCCGUGGAUGCGAGGAUGUUGCGGGUAUCGUGGAAGGGAUAUCGAUAUGCGGCCCUGGAAGAGGUGCUGCCGGAGAUGGCCGAAAAUUCGAGUGGCGGCGAGCAGGCGAGGCUCUCUUGCCGUGGGGACAGCGUCGUUCGCGGCUAUCGAGCCCUUUCCCCGGCCGCCGACUACACACCACAACCCCCUGACAAACCCGGACUGCUGGCAAUCGAUUCGGUGGAAUUGAAUGGCAAUACCCGGAAGGAAUCUCGUCAAACGCCAGUCUCCCGUAUUGCCUCACUGAGACGUCGAAGCAGUGUGGCCAGAGACAAAUGGUCAAACAAACUCGAAUUCCUGCUUGCCGUCAUUGGGUAUGCCGUGGAUUUGGGGAAUAUUUGGCGUUUUCCGUCGAUUUGCUACAAACAUGGAGGAGGCGCCUUCCUCGUCCCCUACCUAAUAAUGCUGCUCAUUGGCGGGUUGCCAAUGUUUUACAUGGAGCUGGCACUCGGCCAAUUCCACCGCUCUGGCUGUAUCUCUAUAUGGCGCAAAAUUUGCCCAAUGUUUAAAGGCAUCGGCUACGGUAUCUGCUUCAUUUGCACGUUCAUCGCCUGUUUCUACAAUGCCAUCAUCGCCCAGGCCGUCUAUUUCACGUUUAGCAGCAUAGCGCUAGAAGUCCCGUGGGCCACUUGUAACAACACCUGGAACACCCCGAACUGCUCCGACUCGUUGACCCAUACCGGCCAACAUCUACGCACACCGUCAGAGGAAUAUUUUCUAAACCACGUGCUCGAGACGCAAAAAUCGAGCGGAUUCGGCGAUUUCGCAGGGAUCAAGCCGACGAUGGCGCUCUGCUUGGCGGUGGUGUUCUUGCUCGUCUACUUUGCAUUGUGGAAGGGGCCAAAGAGUUCAGGAAAGAUGGUGUGGGUGACGGCUACGGCACCAUACGUCGUGUUGGCCGCCCUAUUGAUUCGUGGAGUCACACUCCCCGGGGCUAGCAUUGGUAUUCGCUAUUACUUGACGCCAGACUUCUCCAAACUGCUCGAUCCGGCUGUUUGGAGCGCUGCGGCGACACAGAUCUUCUUCUCACUUGGCCCCGGUUUCGGCGUGUUGCUGGCGUUGAGCAGCUACAAUGAAUUCGACAACAACUGCUACAGAGAUGCUCUCGUGACGGCGUCGAUCAACUUCGCCACGUCCUUCUUCUCCGGCUUUGUCAUCUUCAGCACGCUGGGCUAUAUGAGUGUUCUGACGAAUAAGCCUAUUAGUGAGGUAGUCGGCGACCAAGAAAUGUCGCUAAUCUUCAUCGUCUACCCCCAAGCGAUAGCCACGAUGAGAUUCUCGCCCCUGUGGGGAUUCGUCUUUUUCGUGAUGCUGAUCACGUUGGGAAUUGAUAGUACUUUCAGCGGCAUCGAGGCGUUGAUUACCGGCUUUUGCGACGAGUACCCACGGCUUCUCCAGCGAAAACGGGAGAUAUUCGUGGCGGUGGUGUGCUCGAUGUAUUAUUUCGGCAGUUUGCCGGCCAUUUCUUACGUAAGUGAGCCGAAC